ACUGCUCCUCCCAGCAGCAUCUACACUCACAGCUGAAAGGAAGAACUGAAACGACAGCGCUCUGUACAACUCGAAAUCCAUGCCAUUUAGGACGUAUGCAGAAAACGCCCACUUCCUCUGCUACUCAUCUGCACAGGAAAAAGCUGUGACCAUGGUUGUCGUGUGAAAACGGAUCGGUGUGACUCGGACUGGAAGGACGGACAGUGCCAAAGAAAAAAGCAAAGAGAGAGAGAGAGCCUGUUUUCAGGUGUCAGCUGGUUAAGCGUGUGUGGGUGUGUGAGAGUGUGUGUGUGUGUGCGCGUGUGUGUGUGCGUGCAGGCACGUGUGUUUUCCCAGCCCAGUCAGUAUUUGGAGCGGAGAGUGUGGCCUGAACACAUCACAGAGGGACAAUGAGCGAGCUGGAACAGUUGCGGCAGGAAGCCGAGCAACUACGCAAUCAGAUCCGGGAUGCGAGGAAAGCCUGCAGUGACUCCACUCUGUCACAGAUCACAGCUGGUCUGGACUCAGUGGGCCGGAUACAGAUGCGAACGCGACGCACUCUCAGGGGCCACCUGGCCAAGAUCUAUGCAAUGCACUGGGGGAGCGACUCCAGUGACGGCAGUCCCAGGUUACUUGUCAGUGCCUCGCAAGAUGGAAAACUAAUCAUCUGGGACAGUUACACAACAAAUAAGAUGCAUGCCAUCCCACUGCGCUCUUCCUGGGUGAUGACAUGUGCCUACGCCCCCUCUGGGAACUAUGUGGCUUGCGGAGGCCUGGACAACAUCUGCUCCAUAUACAGCCUUAAGACCCGCGAGGGCAAUGUGCGCGUCACCCGAGAGCUACCCGGACACACAGGUUACUUGUCCUGCUGUCGUUUCCUGGAUGACAACCAGAUACUGACCAGCUCUGGAGACACCACCUGUGCAUUGUGGGACAUAGAGACAGGCCAGCAGGCCACCACCUUUACUGGCCACACAGGGGAUGUAAUGAGUUUGUCUCUAAGCCCGGACUAUAAGACCUUUGUGUCAGGAGCCUGUGACGCCACCUCCAAGCUAUGGGACAUCCGUGAUGGCAUGUGCAGGCAAUCCUUCACCGGCCACGUGUCUGACAUAAAUGCCGUCACCUUUUUCCCCAAUGGGAAUGCCUUUGGCACAGGCUCAGAUGACGCCACCUGCAGGCUGUUUGACCUGCGUGCUGACCAGGAGCUGAUGAUGUACAGCCACGACAACAUCAUCUGCGGCAUCACCUCUGUGGCUUUCUCCAAGAGUGGCCGACUGCUCCUGGCCGGCUACGAUGACUUUAACUGCAACGUCUGGGACACUCUGAAAGGCGAACGUGCAGGUGUGCUAGCGGGCCACGACAACAGAGUGAGCUGCUUAGGGGUGACAGAAGACGGCAUGGCUGUGGCCACCGGCUCCUGGGACAGUUUCCUCCGGAUCUGGAACUAAAACAAACCUCUUCCCUGUUGUACUCAAUCACUGCCUGCCAACUUCCUCCCCACAACCCCACCCUACAUAUCCCAACUCAUCUGCUGGGCUGGACCUGCGGGGUGCACACCGUGUCUGCCGAAAUCCUCUUAAGUCACCCCCAGUUUUCCUCUCUGCUGGCAACCUGCCCACCUGUGAGAAAGUACCAACUCUUUCUACCUUUCCAAGUGACGUUUUUUUCACCCAGCUAUUACACAGAAACAAAAAUAAGAACCUUUCAGUAGAAUUGUCCAAUCAUAAAUAAAAGAGAUGAGUUAUGAGAAACUGAAGGGGAAAAAAAUAGAAGAUUUUGCCCUUAAACCAAUUCUCUAAAAGGCGAUGAAGAACGUCUGUAACCAUGACUAACAACAAGCAAGAUGAGCGUUGAUGUGUAUUAUGUAAAUGUAUAUAUAAAGACAGUAUAUAUGUAUAGCAUUAUGUGUGUAUAUAUGCAUCAUAUAUGCAUAUAUAAUGUGUAUGUAUAUAUUUUUGUAGUUAA
Molecule: messenger RNA, 1944 nt
Organism: Dicentrarchus labrax (European seabass)
Lineage: Eukaryota; Metazoa; Chordata; Actinopteri; Moronidae
Product: guanine nucleotide-binding protein subunit beta-4
Exons: 12
Coding region: 390-1427 (345 amino acids)
Biological process (GO): G protein-coupled receptor signaling pathway
Cellular component (GO): cytoplasm; heterotrimeric G-protein complex
Molecular function (GO): protein binding; signaling receptor complex adaptor activity
Source: RefSeq, a predicted model, not a curated record